GCAGUCGACAAAACAAUUUUUGGUUUUGCUUAACUAAAAUUUUAUGUACCUUUACUUGAUAGCUCUAAUGACUCUACAUCACAAAAAUAUUAGGAAAUUAUUGUCAGCUGGGACAUAAAGAAAAAAUUCAGAUAAGCAAUUUUACUGGCUAUUUAUUGCCUCCAUACAAAAACUAUACAAACUCAUAGUCGUUAGUGGUUGUGGUCGCAAUUGGAAAUUGAAAACAAUAUAAUCUGUACGAAAUAAAAUCCAACAUAAAAUUAAAAGUAAACAAAUAAACUAAUACAAAAUGCUAAAUUCAUAAUAACAAUAGAUUUAAAAAAGUGAUAGACUAAUUACAUAUCCGCAAGGAUUCACAUGUUUAAAACAUAAUAAAUUGAAUGAGAUGAAUGUAUAUUCAAUAAUCACAUGGAAUAUAUUGAUCAGAUGAAAUGAGGUUUCGGAGAAUUAUCCUUGUCGUAAGCGUGUUGUUAGCAACUAUAAUUUUAUAUUUGAUACAUCAUCGAUAUAACGCGCUGACUAAAUCUUCACGUACACUUAUUGUUCCAGCGGCCAAUAGCCUUACAAAAAUAGCCCGUCCAACUUAUUACAUAGCAGUGGUAGCUUGUGGUCAACGCCUGCAGGAAACGUUGGUUAUGAUAAAGUCAGCCCUGCUGUUCAAUCAAUCGAAAGAUAAAUUGCAUUUCUUAAUAUUUGCUGAAGAUCAGUUGCAGUCUAGUUUUAAUGAAAAGCUCAGUGACUGGCGCUCAUUAAAAAAGGAGGAAUUUAAUUUUGAAUUAUUUCCUCUUCAGUUUCCCUUAAACGGCGAAUGGAAGACGUUAUUUAAACCAUGUGCUGCUCAAAGAUUGUUCCUUCCGAGUAUUUUACAAUCAGUUGAAUCUAUACUGUAUGUGGAUACAGACAUAUUAUUUUUAUCUCCAGUUGGGGAUGUUUGGAAGUAUUUUGGUAGAUUUAAUGACACUCAAAUUGCUGCUUUGACGCCCGAACAUGAAGAUCCCAACAUCGGUUGGUACAAUAGAUUUGCACGUCAUCCAUAUUACGGUCCAUUAGGUGUAAACUCAGGCGUAAUGCUAAUGAAUCUAACACGCAUGCGACAAUUUAAAUGGGAAGAACACGUAUUGCCAAUACAUAAGGAAUAUAAAUUGCGAAUUACUUGGGGAGACCAAGAUAUAAUUAAUAUACUCUUUUAUUACCAUCCAGAAAAACUCUUUAUAAUGCCUUGUGAAUACAAUUACCGUCCAGACCAUUGUAUGUACAUGAGUAUUUGCAAUGCUUCUGUGGAAGGCAUUAAAAUUAUGCACGGCAAUCGCGGUUAUUUUCAUUCCAAUAAGCAACCGUUAUUUCGUGCUGCCUUCGAAGCUAUCGAAAGUUUUCAAUUAGGCUCAAAUCCAUAUAGUGAAUUUCUGGUACCUUUACAGGACGCAUUACAGAAUCCUAUAGUUACUGAAUCAAAUUGUGGAAAAGUAUCAAAGGAACUUGUACUUCUUGCUAAUAAUAUAUUUAAGAACGAAUAUUAUUAUGAUACAUAACGUGAGAAA
Lucilia sericata (common green bottle fly) is the source of this 1538-nucleotide messenger RNA. It is a transcript of the gene shams, whose product is annotated as glucoside xylosyltransferase 1. The transcript is spliced from 4 exons. Lineage: Eukaryota; Metazoa; Arthropoda; Insecta; Diptera; Calliphoridae. The record is from RefSeq and is a predicted model, not a curated record. Gene Ontology annotation, biological process: protein O-linked glycosylation via N-acetylgalactosamine. Bases 432 to 1529 code for a protein of 365 amino acids. Gene Ontology annotation, molecular function: UDP-xylosyltransferase activity.